UUUUGUCUAUCUGCUGCUUCAGCUUUGCCUGAAAAUGCAGGCGGUGGUGGAGCAGGAACGGAAGCAACUACGAAUAUGGAUGCCGAUCAGAAGGACCAGGAAGUGCCGGAACCAGCGCCAGUUCAUGCCAUUGAGGUCCCUGCAGUUCAACAGCUAAAGGAAGGUUCAGUGAAGAAAGGGCAGAAGCGUCAGGCGUCACCCGAUUGUGAUGGAGGUGCAUGUGUGCACAGUUUCAAGUUUUUAUUGGGAAUUUAA
Messenger RNA from Gongylonema pulchrum, 255 nucleotides. Lineage: Eukaryota; Metazoa; Nematoda; Chromadorea; Rhabditida; Gongylonematidae. The record is from the annotation of a GenBank genome assembly.